Symbiodinium sp. CCMP2456 is the source of this 1560-nucleotide messenger RNA. NCBI's taxonomy places the organism in Eukaryota, Dinophyceae, Suessiales, Symbiodiniaceae. The record is from the annotation of a GenBank genome assembly.
AUGGCGAUCGGACGUGCAUUCGUGGGUCUGGCAGCGAUCGCUGUCCUCGCAUCAGCGGCGCUCACGACGGCGACUGCUGAAGAGCCCAACGAAGAUUUCUUUACCGCGACGAUCCUGCCGCCGGGUGUGCUGCUCGUCGAAGACGAGUUCGGUUCCUCCGGUGGCGCCAACCCCGACACGAUCGUUGGCUCGCGCGGGUUCUUUGGCGAUAUCGAAUUCUACGACGACGACGCCAGCCCCUACGGCGACGGUCAUGCAUCGGCUCUUUAUGGCGUCCCCACCAACAGCGGGUCGAUCGACUUUGCGGUGACCGGCUACCCCGACGAGUUCUUCUUCGGCGGGCACAGCGAGUCGGGCAACUACGAGGCCUACGUCACGGUGUUCGAUUUCUUCGGCGAUGAAGUCGAUAACUUCACGAUCUCGGGCAUGCUCUUACCCGGCGCCGUCGAUGAUCAUAGCUUCAACGAUUUCGAGUGGCUGAACGGCUCUUACAAUGUUGAGAUCAACAACGCGCUCCAAGUCGGUGACGUCGACUUCUUUACCUACACCGGCCUGACUCCAGGCGAGGCGUUUACCGUUGAGACGCUCGACCCGACCGGCGCCGGCAUCGACACCGUGCUCGCUUGGUUCAACGAGUUCGGUAGUCAGAUCGCCUUCGACGACGACCAUGACUUGGACACCUCGUACGACGGUAGGCUCUCUCUGAUCGAGGGCGUUGUGCCGGAGGAUGGAAGGUUGACGUUCGGCGUAUCGGGCUAUCCUGACUACGACUUCGUCGGCGCCCACGACGAAUCCGCUAGCUAUGAGUUGCUCGUGACGAUUCCUGACGAAGGCCUCGCCGGCGACUUCAACGGCGACUUGGUCGUCGACGCCGCCGACUACACCGUUUGGCGCGACCAGGGUGGUACGCCCACCGAGUACGCCGAGUGGGCCGACAACUACGGCGCGACGGCCGCGAGCAACGCGGUUCCGGAGCCGUCAACGGCGUGCCUGGCGUUGGGUCUGGCGAUCGACCCGUUGAUGCCCAAACUCACUGAAGACUGGCUCGCCGUCGUGUUCGGCGGGCUACUACUGCUCAUCUCGUUUGGCGCUGUCCUUGCCGCGGGAGGCGACGCCGGCGUCUUGAAGCCCUGGCUCACGACACCCGGCGCUUGGGAAAUCUCGCCUCUCCCUGCGUUUGGCGUCAGAACGUUCGGCAUCGCGGGCGCCGCGGCUGUGUUGGCGAUCACGUUCGGCGCGGCGUCACGGCUGGCGGAUGGGACGCCGCUGCGACGCUUCCUUCCGGCGUUCGGCGCUGUCUUCCUGCUCGCGCUGGUCGCGUAUCUCGGCGAAGAGCAGAAGACCUUCAACUACUGGGGCCUCGCCUACCCGCUGUGGGCGAUCGUGCUGGGGCUGCUAAUCUCCAACACGAUCGGCCUGCCCGAUUGGGUGCGCCCCGCGGUGCGGACCGAGCUGUACAUGAAGGUCGGCCUCGUGCUGCUCGGCGCCGAGGUCUUGCUCGGCAAACUCUUGGCGCUGGGGCUGCCGGGCAUCGCGGUGGCGUGGAUCGUCACGCCCGUU